AUGUACUACAAAACUACUAUGAUGUUGAUCUCCAAGCAGGGGCAGGAGCUGGGAGGAGACGGGGUUGUGGGGGCAGGAUGCCGGCUUGGGGAGAGGCUGCGUGUGCCCUGGCGAUGUGGCCUCAUAAAACAGGCCAGAACUGUGAUAGCAGUUGGACUUGGUGUUGCAACCGUUGCAUUUGCAGGUCGUUAUGCAUUCCACCUCUGGAAACCAUUGGAGCAGGCAAUUACAGAGACAGCAAAGAGGAUUUCAACUUCUAGUCUUUCAUCCUACUACAAAGGAGGAUUUGAACAGAAAAUGAGUAGGCGAGAAGCUAGUCUUAUUUUAGGUGUAAGUCCGUCUGCUGGCAAGGCCAAAAUCAGAACAGCCCAUAGAAGAGUCAUGAUUUUGAAUCAUCCUGAUAAAGGUGGAUCACCUUAUUUGGCAACAAAAAUAAAUGAAGCAAAAGACUUGUUGGAAUCGAGUACCAAAAAUUGAAGUACUAGACCCUGGGUCAUAGGACAAUUAAAAAAACCCAGCUUUUUACUUAUCUCUUUCUGUGGAAGAUCCAGCAGAUACGUUGUGCAGCAGCUUUCAGAUCUACUUGUUCUGCACACCUUCUUAAAACUGAAUUCAGUGUUUGUAUUUGUUACCAUAAUUAAAGGUUCAAGACUGCUUAAAAGUAAAUUGAAAUAUUUUACAUUUGAUGUGUCAGUCCUAGUGUAUUUUUACUGAAUUGUGACCCAUUACAAGCUUUGCUUUUUUUUUUUUUUUUAAGCAGUAGAUGCUCGCUUUUGAAACUUUUGGAAUUUUUUAAAAUCAAAAAAUAAGUCUUAAAUAUAGGCUUUUCCUUCAUUGAUGAAGACUUGACCACUGCCACAAAAUCUGUGAAAAUAAGUCACAGAAAGUAUGGCAGACCUCUAAGGUGAGUUUUCAGCAUCACCUUAGAAUCUCUUCAUUUGUGAAAUAGCAGGUUUUGUUCAUGAGUGCAGUUUUGGAGGUGCAAGUUGGAGUAAAAAUGACUAAUGGGACUACAGGCUGCAAUUUCCAUUAGCUCUACCUAUGGGACUUAGAGAUAUAAAGAAGGAAUCUUGAUUUUUGCCUAGAUCUUUUGCAUAUUAAAAGAUCCCUCAAAUUGUCAAAUGAUUAUGUGCAGCACACUUCUACUUUCCUUGAAGUCAUUGAGUAUGAUCACUCUGUAGAAAUCAGAGUGGCGCAGAGGUUUUUGUGGCGGUGGAAAUAAAGGAGGUUUGUCCACAUGGCAUGGAGUCAGAUGGAUGUUUAUAGGAUAUUGUCUAGAUCAUUGCAGUGGUGUCAGUCUGGUGUAAGCUUGAUACACUGGGAAACAAACAUGGCUGGACUUCUGCUGACAUUUACUUUGGCUAUUGCUCUGUGCAAACUUACUUCUUGUUUCUCUACCGUUAUGCCACGUUUCCUGAUUAUGCAGCAACCUGGUGCUGGCUUCUGGGAAUACUGAAGCCAUGGAUCUAUAGUUUUAAAGAGAACAAAUUAAUUGAUAGUUGUGACUGGAUGCCAUUUGGGGCACUGUUGGGUACUGCAAAUUCCUACCAGGAAGCUAGUUGCAGAUGAGUUAACUCAAAAGAGGAGGAUGAUGAGAUGAGACAUCAGUCUAAUAUAUUCUGAGUAAGACUGGAAAACGUCCUAGUAUUCACUCAAAAUAAUGCCAUCUAAGGUACAACAUACAACUCACUGAAGUGCUAUAGGUUUAAAAAAAAAAAAAAAACACAACUUAGUUGUCUUAUUUGCUAGGUUAUUUAGCCAGAGGAAAGUGGCUAUAGAUAGUUAACUAAGUAAAGCAUCCAACCACAUAUUAUUCCCUGGCACGUACAUAUGUCUGUCCAUCCAGUGGCAGAUAUCCAGAUUGUUUGGAUUUUUUUUUUUUUGGAAGGAAGAAAUAACAUGUUUUGGUUUUUUGUUUUUUAUCAGGCUCCUCCCACUAUAUAACUAAUCCCUUACUCCCACUAGGGAGAUGAUGGAGCAAGUUUAAUUUAACCCUGAAAGAAAAUGCUAAGGUUUAAUAAUCUAGGGACUUCUGGACAAUUAGAGUUACCGGACAUGUAUGACAUAUCUUGACUGGAUAAAGCAACAAAGGCCAAAGGGAGAAACCUGCCUGGGAAUGGACAUACACUAUAUGAGUACUACAGUACUGCCAUUUAAUUCUGCUCUAAUACAAGAAGUUGCUUAAUUUAAAGAUAACAGACUCUGUUCCUAUGCGAAAUACUUCAUCUUGCUAAAGGAAUAGCCACCACUUAAUGCAUGUUUUAAGAUUUGUUAUUCCUUUCACUGGUAUAAAAGUGUGUAUUAGCAGAAAAAAAUUGAUGAAAGUUUUUGUUUUGGGAGGGGACAGGUGGGAUGGAGGUUAUCUCUUAAUUUUUACAGGUGGAUUCUGUAAGUGAUGUAGAUCACUGCUCAAAAGUAAAGUUGCUGGUAGCAGAAAUGUUCCCUGUAAUGAUUUUGAACAGACCAGCUGUUCACACGAUCACCUGUCCUUUUGGCUAAGUAAAUGAAUGUAUAAAUAAAGCUAUUUCAUAUUAACUGAAA
Struthio camelus australis is the source of this 2541-nucleotide messenger RNA. The record is from RefSeq and is a predicted model, not a curated record. Lineage: Eukaryota; Metazoa; Chordata; Aves; Struthioniformes; Struthionidae.